CAUGUCAAUCUUAUCACCUCACACAGGACAGCUCGUAGUAAAGAUGAAGGCGGACUUGGACUUUGUCUGAUCACUGCAUCCAGUUUUCAUUCAGUAAAACAUUGCCCCAAGUGAAAAGGGCAAAGCAGUGCACUGCAUUUGCCCACAUCUAAUAUGGCGGCGCUCAGCCCGGUUGGAUCGUUGACUGCUAUUUUUUUAUUUGUCACCGGUGGUUUGAUAAGCAGCUCGGACGGCAGACAAGCGGCGGAGGAGACCGUCAUCAUCGGCCUGCGUCUUGAGGACACCGACGACGUGUCAUUCAUGGAUAAAGGUUUCUUACGCGUGAGUGAGAGAUCGCGCGUGAAGUUGCGGGUCUACGGGCAGAACAUCAACAACGAGACGUGGUCCAAGAUCGCUUUCACGGAGCAGGAGCGCAGCAGCGUGUCCCGACCCGCAGACCGUCCAGCCGCCUCCAGCCAAGGGGACACUGCUGCUGCCGCCGCCUUCCAGCCUUGUGGCAUCCGAUCAUCUGAUAUCAUCAUUCUUCCCAACAUGGAUGUGAGCCGAUCAACAUCUGGCGUCAUCGAGAUAGAAGUAAAACCCCUGCGGAAAACGGAGAAGAGCAAAGUGUACUACAUGUGCAUUGCUGCACCAGCACCUGCUGCCUUGGGUGUGAAGGACGCGUGGUCUGAAAACACCUGGAUCUACCACGAGGGUUAUGACACCAAAAUGCUUGUUGUGGAAGAGAAGAAGUUCUUGCUGCCUUUUUGGCUGCAGGUAAUAUUUAUUGCAAUGCUUUUGUGCUUGUCCGGUAUGUUCAGUGGACUCAAUUUAGGUCUCAUGGCACUCGACCCCAUGGAGCUCAGGAUAGUGCAGAACUGUGGCACUGAGAAGGAAAAAAAUUACGCAAACAAGAUCGAACCAGUAAGGAGUCAAGGAAAUUAUCUGCUCUGUUCGUUGCUUUUAGGCAACGUACUCGUGAACACCACCUUGACUAUUUUGCUGGAUGAUAUUGCAGGAUCAGGUCUGAUCGCAGUGGUUGUAUCAACCAUUGGUAUUGUAAUAUUUGGAGAAAUCGUGCCGCAGGCGAUAUGCUCAAGGCACGGGCUUGCUGUUGGUGCAAACACCCUGAUUUUAACCAAGUUCUUCAUGAUCCUUACUUUUCCCGCAUCAUAUCCUGUCAGUAAACUUUUAGACCAUGUGCUGGGACAGGAGAUUGGCAUGGUGUACAAUCGAGAGAAGCUCCUUGAGAUGCUCAGGGUUACUGAUCCAUACAAUGAUUUGGUCAAAGAGGAGCUGAACAUCAUCCAGGGUGCUCUGGAGCUCAGGACUAAGACUGUAGAGGAUGUCAUGACACCAUUGCGUGACUGCUUUAUGAUUGCAGCUGAUGCGGUCCUCGACUUUAACACCAUGUCUGAGAUCAUGGAGAGUGGGUACACGCGCAUCCCUGUGUUUGAGGGUGAGAGGUGUAACAUUGUGGACCUCCUCUUUGUCAAAGACCUGGCCUUCGUUGACCCAGAUGACUGCACGCCUCUGAAAACCAUCACAAAAUUCUACAGCCACCCCCUGCACUUUGUCUUCAAUGACACCAAGUUGGACGCAAUGCUAGAGGAGUUCAAGAAAGGUAAAUCCCACCUGGCCAUUGUGCAGAGAGUGAACAAUGAAGGAGAAGGAGACCCUUUUUAUGAGGUUUUGGGUAUUGUUACAUUAGAGGACGUCAUUGAGGAGAUCAUUAAAUCCGAGAUUCUAGAUGAGACCGAUCUGUACACUGACAACAAAACAAAAAAGAAGAUAACUCAUCGGGAGAGGAAGCAGGAUUUUUCAGCUUUUAAGCCGACAGACAACGAGCUCGGGGUCAAAAUAUCACCACAGCUUCUACUGGCUACCCUGCGUUUCCUAGCAACUGAAGUAGAGCCAUUUGGCCCAGCUCAAAUGUCAGAGAAAAUCCUUCUGCGUUUGCUCAAGCAUCCCAACGUGAUCCAGGAGCUCAAGUAUGAUGACAAGAACAAGAAAAUGUUGGAGCACUAUCUCUUUCAGAGAAACAAGCCUGUUGAUUACUUCAUCCUCAUCCUACAGGGGAAGGUAGAGGUCGAGGCUGGCAAGGAGGGAAUGAAGUUUAAAGCUGGGCCCUUUUCCUAUUAUGGAAUGAUGGCCUUAACGUCAUCACCAGUUCCACUCUCCUUGUCUCGAACCUUCGUUGUCAGCAGGGCAGAGUCUCUUGCAGGAUCUCCAGAAAAUAAGUCACCUCCUCGACCUUUUGGACUGAACCACUCCGACUCGGUGAACCGGAACGAGCGUAUGGAAGCCCUCACUCCCACCCUGGGCAGCAGCAACAACCAGCUAAACACCUUCCUGCAGAUCUAUGUGCCAGACUUCUCUGUCCGAGCGGCCUCCGACUUGCUCUACAUUAAGGUGUCACGGCAACAGUAUCAGAACGCUGUCAUGGCGUCCCGCAUGGACAAGACGCCUCAGUCUUCAGACAGCGAGUUCACCAAGAUAGAGCUGACUCUAACUGAGCACCAGGACGGACCAGGACUCGAAUCGGCCUCACUGCUCAUCCAACAGCAGAACUCGACUAACACACACAAACCUAACCACAUCACACACACUGAUGGAACUAUCUAAAGGAGACAGGAAAUGAGGUGAGAGGGCUAAAAUAAUAUUCGGCGAGUGAAGUUUGGGAAGCUUUCAUUGGGCAGCUUCUCUGGGAUCAACUCAAUCUUGUGAUGAUUGAUUUUAUUUUAUUUCUACACGUAUAGACUUUUUAAAAGGGGAUAAGCGGGCAUGGUGAAAUACCACAAGAUUGGAUGCGCUCAAACAGUGAGCAGUGAAUGAUUUAGGAACCAGCAGAUGUCACUUCCUCAUCACUCAGCGACGCUCUAUUCAGAAUGAACUCACGAGAGAGUCUUGGAAGGCCGUAAUACUGUCCACCAUCACUCCGACCCAUAUUGUAACAGAGAGAACGACGAUUCCGGUCACUUCCGGUCAUCAAGGAUUUAUCACAGUCUUCUACCAGAGGUGGCAGUGCAAAGAAAAAUCAAAAAUCAGUGUUCAUGUAAAAGUCAGCUUUGAACCUGGUCGACAUCAUUCAGGGACAUGUGCGAGUGAGCAGGAGUUUCCUGCAGUGGACUUUAUUCAGCACUGGUGUAUUUGAGAGGGUGUUAUUAAGAGGAGCAGCAAGAACAAUUUUGAAGUUUAGUUUGGCAUUAAUUCAAGUUUUUCUUACCUCAGAUUCAGCAUGAAAGCUGAGUGCUCUGGAUUAUGUGUAAGCAAAGGAGAGUCUCGACUCCUUUUCGUCAUUUCAGAUUAUUUACAAAGAAUGAUAGCCUGGUAGGAAGAUAAUUUGGUUACUUAACCUUUUUAUAUGAAAGGAUGUACAUUUUGUAGGCUGGCACGAUUAAAUUGAAAUCAGGGAGCUCAAUGACAGUACAUGAAGACCAAUGCUGCUGCAGUUCAGUCUAAAUGUCCCUGACAACCUGACCUACUUAGUGAUGCUUUCAGCAGUUUGAGCAAUGAAGCCUGAAGGGAGAGUGCCACUUUGUGAUUUUAAUAUAUACAAGGGGCUAAAAUAAGCCUUUCCACAGUGUUUAGUCGUGCUAGAUAGAGCGAACAUGCAUGUGACAGAUUAACAGUUGUCAGUCAUGAUUGGGGAAAAGUUAACACCCACAGAAACGAAUGUCGUCUUUUCUAUGGCAAAGUCCUAAAGAUUUUCCACAGAAAUAGAGAGCAGUUACCAAAGCACCAAGUCUCGGAUAGUCAACCACGGAGAUGAAGCGCAACAGUUUUGUGCUUGAGUAACCGCAAAAGAAGGGAUGGACUGAUUAAACCUGUAGUGAUGAGGAUGUGGGUGUUGCAUUUCUUUGGGCUCAUAGCACUGAACCAUUCGGCUCCUGCUCGUGCCACAUUUAUGCCAGAAGUAACUGUGUCUGGGUCUAGACUGUGUGCAUGUAACGUAUACAGAUGUGCCAUUUUAAAGUAUUUGCAGUACAAAGACAUUCAGUAUGUUUACAUGUGAGGGAUUUUUCCAUGUAUUCACAUUUUACAGUGAAUAGAGCGCGAGCGUAGGUGUCUCACAUCAUAACUUGAGUUUUUAUAUGAAAAUGUUGGAUCAUUUUGUUAUCAGUAACCUUUUGGAUUCUAGUGCUUUUAAUCAUGUGUUGAACUGUGUUUUAAAAUGUGAAUUUCUUUCGUUGUUUUUUUUUCCCCCCGCGUAAACAAUUCCAGUGUUUCUAUGUUUUUUGUUUUUUUGAAAUAAUGAUUUCACAAUUUCCCCAUACCAUGUGACAUCCUGUUAACAAAGCAACAUGCUAAAAUCUAAUUAUGCCGAGGUCAGCAGUAGUUCCUUUGACAGCUUGUGAAACACAUUCAUACACGUGUUCCUUUUAUUUGUUUGCAGGCGGGGAUGGAUUUUAAAAAUGUUACUUUCCUUGAUAUUAAGUUCAGGAUUUUAAUCCAUACACUGUAAAUGAUGAUAAUUUAGCGUGCAGUGCUCCAUUUGAAUUAUCAUGGGUUAGAACCGGGGUCUCAGUCUUAAGUAUUUAUGUAGCAACCUGUCAGUGCAAUUGUAUAUCCGUUAUGCAGGGACAAUCAGCAGCAUAACAGCCCACAAAACACACUGUCAAGUGCCCUUGUGAACAGGAAACAGAAAGUCAACUGAUAUGUUAUCGAUGAGACCCAGAACAAGAUAUGAUGUUUCUGAGUUCACUGGGACAUUUUUUUUUUUCCUGAAUGAUAAAUUAACACUGAACCAUAUGUCAUGUCAUCUACAUAUUGUAUAAGCAUUAACAAUGCCAUGCACUUCAUAAUCUAUUCCAGAGUAUACAAGGAACGUUCUCGUUUUUCUCAGAGAGGACAACAUUGUGUCUUAAAGACUGUACACUUAUCAUAGCCCACCUUAGACAGAACAGAGAGUUCCUUCUUAAAUGUGGUGCUCAGGCGUAUUGUUCGAAUCCACCGUAUAUUGCUGCUAUUCAGAGUUUUGAAUGUCUAUAGAGAUGCUGCAAAGGCAUUGAGAAUAGAGUUCUAUUAUAUA
Molecule: messenger RNA, 5011 nt
Organism: Neoarius graeffei (lesser salmon catfish)
Lineage: Eukaryota; Metazoa; Chordata; Actinopteri; Siluriformes; Ariidae
Gene: cnnm2a
Product: cyclin and CBS domain divalent metal cation transport mediator 2a
Exons: 8
Coding region: 154-2604 (816 amino acids)
Biological process (GO): transport; magnesium ion homeostasis
Cellular component (GO): plasma membrane
Molecular function (GO): magnesium ion transmembrane transporter activity
Source: RefSeq, a predicted model, not a curated record